UCUUGCACAUUCAGCCUUAUAAUUCGUCUUGUCGUUUUUGCUAGGUUUUGAUCGACCACAGAGAACAAAUUCAGCAAUUAUUGCAUACCCUUUCAAGAAUUCGAAGAAACAAGAAGAGAUUAGAGACUUACAAAAUGAGGAAGCGGCAAGUGGUAGUAAGAAGAGAAGAAUCUUCUUCAAGACGGUCUUCUUCUUCAUCUUUCACUGUUAGGAGUGUUAGAUAUGGAGAGUGCCAAAAGAAUCAUGCUGCUGAAAUUGGAGGUUAUGCUGUUGAUGGAUGCAGAGAGUUCAUGGCUAGUGGAGAGGAAGGCACAGAUGCUGCACUUACUUGUGCUGCUUGUGGCUGCCACAGGAACUUCCACAGAAGAGAACUGGAGACUGAGGUAGCCUGCGAUUGUUCUUCCCCUUCUUCAAAUGGGAAUUAAUUCAGUUCUCUCUUCCUCUCUCUCUCUUAUACAGCUACUCUUGAGUGAGGAGGUUGCUUUUAUAUAUCGACUUCUAAUGUUCGUGCUUGGGUUUGAGAAUUUCGUUUUUGUUGCCAUCGCUGUGGUAGUUUCUAGGGUUUAUGGAGUUGACAAAAACUUCUCCGUCGUACUUAGAUGCCGAAGAAGGAAAAGGAGAAGAUUGAAGAGUGUGAUGUGUUAUUAUGAACAAAGAAGAACAUAUUGUAUUACAAUAAGAUGAAGGAAUUAAUUAGCUCUAUAUUAGGAUUCACAAGACUGGAGUGAAUACCAAAGGUUCAUAGUUCAGGAGAUAUCAUGUUUUCCAAUCAUGAUUUCACCAAAGUUAUAGCUAGAAUGAUUGGGAAUUUGAUGGUGAAAAAUAAUGGUUUCUCAUGUGUGAUUUUUGUAAAAUUGGUGUGUGAAGGUGUGAAAUAUAUACAUAUUUAAUUUUUCUUUCAUGUAAUUUUUAGUAUAUUUUCUUCUUUUUCCAGUUAUAUAUAUGUGGUGAGAAUUAAU
This is a messenger RNA of Manihot esculenta (cassava), 959 nucleotides long. RefSeq names its product mini zinc finger protein 2. Gene Ontology annotation, molecular function: transcription cis-regulatory region binding; DNA-binding transcription factor activity. Gene Ontology annotation, biological process: regulation of DNA-templated transcription; regulation of developmental process. Gene Ontology annotation, cellular component: nucleus. The transcript has a single exon. The record is from RefSeq and is a predicted model, not a curated record. The coding region runs from base 135 to 425 and encodes 96 amino acids. NCBI's taxonomy places the organism in Eukaryota, Viridiplantae, Streptophyta, Magnoliopsida, Malpighiales, Euphorbiaceae.